Molecule: messenger RNA, 2445 nt
Organism: Closterium sp. Yama58-4
Lineage: Eukaryota; Viridiplantae; Streptophyta; Zygnematophyceae; Desmidiales; Closteriaceae
Source: the annotation of a GenBank genome assembly
AUGGCAGAGGCCUCGAAUGGCGAAGCACCACCCCAGCAGCAAACCUUCGAAUCCGAUGGCGACCCUUUCUCGACGUUCUUGGACAACCUGCAGGGAGUUGUGCUGCUCGCGUGGCGUGCAACGGCGUCCGAUUCGUCACCCAGGAUCGUCCUAUUACCGACGAGGAAGAAGCCGAUCCUCAAGCCGCUCCCAUCUGAGAGCGCGUGGCUCGCCGGCGAUCCCGAGGCUCCUUGCAAGGCCACGAAUGGUCGUUCUUCCAACGUAAAGUGCUCGUGGUCGCUGGUCUCCUUCCGCCACGCGCUCGUCUGCAAGCGCUGGUUGCGCGUCGCCCAGUUCGUGCAUCCGGCCAUCGUCGUUCCGCUCGACCGCUUCUUCUCUGCGCGCGCCCUCACGUCCCUACUCCGCGCGCCCGCGACCGCGGGGUUCCCAAAUCUCCGCCACCUGCACCUCGCGCCGAACGCGCUGGACACCGUUGAUCCCGCGCUCGUACGCUCCAUCUGCGUCGGAUCUGAGCCGUCCUUAACGCAUCUCAUGCUGCAGCUACACGACGGUUGGCUGCACCUGACGCGCCCACGACGGUACUCUUUUUGUGGGAUCGCUGCACAGGCGGCGGCGGAAGCGGCGCUAACUGCGGGAAUGAUCUCGGCGGCCGAUGUCGCUGCACUGCUCAGCUCUUGCACGCGAUUGGUCAGUCUCGACGUGACCUUUGGGAGAAGAAUUCUCGAGCUUCCCUCCUCCGUCAGUUGCCUGCAGCAGCUCACGAAGCUCGGCAUAUCCUUUGACGAAGAUGUUACCACGUUACCAGCAGAGAUCGGUAGUUUGGUGCGACUGAGGCGGUUACAGAUCCGGUCGACUUCCCUCGUGCUGCCCGAUUCCUUUUGCGGCCUGCCCGCCCUGGAGCACCUGCCCGCGCUGCAUGACCUCACGAUUCAAGACAAUGCUCGCCUCAAGCACCUCCCGCCCUCGCUCUCUGCCAACAGCACGCUCGAGCGCCUCUCGCUGCACGAGUGCCUCUCGCUGCACGAGUGCCAAGCGCUCUCAUCCCUGCCGGGCGCCAUCGACCACAUUCCCUCCCUGGAGCGCGUCCACCUCAGCCUUCUCGACGCCCUCAGCGGGCUUCCCGAUUCCCUGGGAUGCGCGUCGCAGCUGCACGAGCUGAAGGUCGUCCACUACCGCCGCCUUGUGGCUCUCCCGCGCUCGGUCUCUGCUCUCGCCUCCCUCACCCGCCUUACACUUGACGGCUGCGCUGUGUGGGCGCUGCCCGAGGAUUUCGAGCAGCUGUCCGAAUCUGGUGCGGCUGAAGCUGUCGUGCGAGCGACUGACCGCCUUGCCCAGGUCGUUCGGGCAGCUGGGGAAGCUGCAGGAGCUGAGGCUCCACGCCUGCUACGGUCUGCUCGAGCUGCCCACAGGUUCGAGCAGCUGCCGAAGCUGGAGGCUCUCAUGGUUGGGAGCAGAGAGAGUUACACGAGGAAUGGCGCGGAUCAAGGGCAGCCGUCGUCGCCUGGUUGCCCCACGGCGCUCUCACUAGCCACGCUGAACGAGCCGUUGUUGGGGCGCUGCUUGCUGCGCAACUUGCCGGCGCCCUUGCCUUCCCUCACAUGCCUGCAGCAGCUGGUGAUGGACGGGUGUGAUGCGCUCGACAGCUUGCCAGAGGGGUUGGGCCUCCUAGCUGGGCUGCAAGUGCUGCACGUGAAGAACUGCCAGCAGCUGCGCUGCUUCCCCUCCCUCCUGCCUGCCCCUCCCCCCACCUCCACCUCCGCACCUGUUGGGCGUUCCGCCUCUGCUGCCCUUACUGCCGCUGUGUUUGCCCCUGGUGCUUCGUCUUGUCCCUCUACGCGGCCUGCCGCUCGCCCCUCUCCGCUCCCAAUGCUUCACACCCUGGAGAUCGCCAAGUGCCCUCGUCUUACAAGCCUGCCGGACGGCCUGCAUGAGCUUCCCAGGCUGGAGCGCAUCGCUCUGGACGACUGCAUCGCCCUGGGCUCUGCUCACGACUGGCUCUCACUCACCGCACCACUCGCCCUCCCCCCCUCCAUCACCGCCAUCUCCCUCUCAAGCGUCUUUCUCCACUCCCUCUACCUCCCACGCUCCCUCCUCUCCCUCACACGCCUCACCCAUCUCAACCUGAACGAACUCCUCGGUCUGCAGGCGCUCUUUGCUGCUCCCAGCGGCGCCCCACCGGAGGACCUACUGAGCGACAGGGAGGCGGGCACGGACACCCAUCCCAUCUGUGGCUUCCGCAUUGACCCUCACCCCGGUCCGCCCACCAGCCUAGCGCUCCUCUCGUCCCUGCAACACCUUGCCGUGGUGCAAUCCGGGCUGCCCUCACUGCCCAGCAACCUGAGCGAGCGGAGAAGCCUCAAAGCACUCAUUGUCGAGGACUGUCCCGUCAUGACCUCCCUCCCUGCGUCCCUAGCCCACCUCUCCAGCCUUGGAAACUCGUGUUGA